Pecten maximus is the source of this 1638-nucleotide messenger RNA. RefSeq lists its product as uncharacterized. NCBI's taxonomy places the organism in Eukaryota, Metazoa, Mollusca, Bivalvia, Pectinida, Pectinidae. Bases 1 to 1638 code for a protein of 545 amino acids. The transcript has a single exon. The record is from RefSeq and is a predicted model, not a curated record. Gene Ontology annotation, molecular function: zinc ion binding.
AUGGCGAGUUCUAAAUCUGUGUGGCGUGCUCAGGAACCUAUUAUUUUCACGUGUUCUCUGUGUGACAGUGACGACAACAUAAACUGGUAUUGUAACGACUGUCAGGAGGCGUUGUGUGAUCGCUGUAAGGAAGGCCACAUACGCGAGAGUCAAACUAAAAACGACGAUGUCGUAUCGAUACGGAAGGCUAACCGUCACGAGGACAAGCCUAUACCAGAGGUACAUGUAUGUACAUUACACCCUGACAAAGUAUGUGAGCUCUACUGCGCGGACUGCAAGGGCUUGUUUUGUUCGAUAUGUGUAUCAAAAACGCAUAAACAUCACAACUGGAAACAUUUUGAAGGGACCUUUCCAGCCAUACAGGAACAUUUAAAUGAACACGUUGCGACUAUAUCAGAAAAAGUAGAACUUUUUCAAAACGAAAUUUCGAAGCGGCAUCGUGUUAACAAAGCAAACAUCGACAAAAUUGAUACAUCUCGAAAAGAGGUGAACUCUCAGAGGACGAAGUUAAUAGCUGAAGUAAAUUCUAUCGCGGAUGCAGUGCUUGAUGAGUUAUCGGCCUUGGAGAACAAAGAAUCAGCGGCACAUCAAAGAGAUUGUCGGAGAUUUAAGAAAAAUAUUCGAGAAUUGACCAUUCUGCUUGAUAAAGUGGAAGUGUCGAAUGAAAGCAGAUCUAUCGCAUCACUGUUGGAAGUAGAAAAGUCUCUGAGGACAACUCUGUCCAGCUAUGACGUGAAUGUAAAGGUUGUUUCGAUGGAACAGCCAAAAUUUGCUGCCGGAAGUAUCAACCGUGUCAUGUUGAUGAAAAUGUUGGGUGAACUUCGCCAUGGAAACCAUUACCAGAGUAUAGACGUCGACAGUAAACAUGUUCAGUGUCUCUCUAAGUUCAGUUUUACACAACAAAAGCAAAUUUUUGGUAUAUGUCCAGUCAAUGGCAGUCAUGCCUGGUUAUCAAUGCACUUAUACAAGGGUCUAGUACUGGUCAGAAGGGAUGGUAAGGUUAUAGACACAGUUAAACUGUCCUUCUUUCCUUACAAAAUCGCCAUGUUUGGGACAGGCAUACUUAUGACCAGUUAUCCAAAUUCUUCAUUUGUGUAUAAACUGUUACUACACAAUAGACAAGUAAGAUUUACCGAUAUCAGUCCACAUGAAGCACGAGACAUCAGCAUCAACAAGACAGGCGAGGUGUGUGUAAGUACUGGAACAGAUAUAAUAGUACUGGAUCUGUCAGGUACGACAGUUAGGAAGUUGACCUGUUCCGAUUACGGAUUGGACAUUUUCUACUUGUCCUCGGCCAUAGCUGUAUCAGAAUGUAGAGAUAACUUCAUUGCUAGGAAAGUCAUCAUCAGAGAGACCCACUCAGGAGCAACAAUACACACAUGGUCCGGUGAACUGGACAACGGUCAAAAGGCUACCAGCAUGCAUCUUUGCAAGAUGGCAUGUGACAAAGACGACAGAUUGUUUGUUCCCGACUUUGAGAACCAUCAGGUGUAUGUCCUGCCUAGGAAUGGUUCACGAGCCACGUGUCUUCUUGACCAGAGUCAUGGAGUGGUCAAUCCUAUGGCCGUGGGAGUGGACGCGAGCGGGCACGUGUGGAUCGGAUGCAACAACGGAACUGUACAUGUGAUGCAUCUGUGA